UGUUUUGGGCUCCAAUGGGAGGAUCACCAUCUCCCAAACUAGCUCACCCCUUCAUCAUUCUCUCCAUUACCAUCACCAUUCUCCUCUUCCAAACCGUCCCAAUCUCCGGCAGCUUUGCCAAAACCCUAAGUCGGAGAUCACUAGGGCUUAAGAGAGAAAAGCUCAGCCACUUCCGCUUCUACUGGCACGACAUCCUCAGCGGUCGCAACCCUACUGCCGUCAGAGUGGCCGGAGCCCCAGCGAACUCAUCGUCGACGGGUUUCGGUUUCAUGUUUAUGAUUGAUGACCCAUUAACGGAAGGGCCAGCUAUGAGUUCGAAACUGGUUGGGAGAGCUCAAGGAUUCUACGCAUCUGCUUCGCAGCAAGAAAUUGGGUUAUUGAUGGCCAUGAAUUUUGCUUUCGUGGAAGGGAAGUACAAUGGGAGCACCAUCACAAUACUGGGGAGGAAUACGAUUGUCUCGGCGGUAAGGGAGAUGCCGGUGAUUGGAGGGAGUGGGCUUUUCCGGUUUGCUAGGGGAUAUGUUCAGCUCAAGACUCAUAGCGUCAACUUUACCACUCGCGAUGCCGUUGUUGAGUACAAUGUUUAUGUAAUGCAUUAUUGA
Telopea speciosissima is the source of this 602-nucleotide messenger RNA. RefSeq names its product dirigent protein 22-like. Bases 15 to 602 code for a protein of 195 amino acids. NCBI's taxonomy places the organism in Eukaryota, Viridiplantae, Streptophyta, Magnoliopsida, Proteales, Proteaceae. The record is from RefSeq and is a predicted model, not a curated record. The transcript has a single exon.